AAAAACUCUCCCUGGAAGGAAUCGUGGUCCAGCGUGCAGAAUGCCGGCCAGCAGCCAACGAAAGUUACAUGAAGCUGAAAAGGCUGCAGAUAGAAGAAUCCUCCAAGCCCGUCAGCUGGACCAUGCAGCUGGACAAGGCCGUCACCACCAAUUACAAACCCGUCUCUAAUCAUCAGUACAACAUUGAGUAUGACAAGAAGAAAAAAGAAGAUGGAAAGAGAGCCCGCGCUGAAAAGCAGCAAGUGCUGGACAUGCUAUUUUCUGCUUUUGAGAAACACCAGUAUUACAACAUCAAAGACUUGGUGGAUAUAACCAAACAGCCAGAUCCACCUUCCAAGUGUCAGGCGGUCAGUUGA
Thamnophis sirtalis is the source of this 356-nucleotide messenger RNA. Lineage: Eukaryota; Metazoa; Chordata; Lepidosauria; Squamata; Natricidae. The record is from RefSeq and is a predicted model, not a curated record.